Pongo pygmaeus (Bornean orangutan) is the source of this 708-nucleotide messenger RNA. RefSeq names its product colipase like 2 (gene CLPSL2). Gene Ontology annotation, biological process: lipid catabolic process; digestion; response to food. NCBI's taxonomy places the organism in Eukaryota, Metazoa, Chordata, Mammalia, Primates, Hominidae. Gene Ontology annotation, molecular function: enzyme activator activity. The coding region runs from base 304 to 606 and encodes 100 amino acids. The record is from RefSeq and is a predicted model, not a curated record. The transcript has 5 exons. Gene Ontology annotation, cellular component: extracellular region.
AGACGGGGUUUCACCGUGUUAGCCAGGAUGGUCUCGAUCUCCUGACCUCAUCAUCCGCCCACCUCGGCCUCCCAAAGUGCUGGGAUUACAGGCGUGAGCCACUGCGCCCGGCCCAGACCAGUGAGAACAUUGUCAUGGAAACCACCACUUGGGCCACCAGAAAGAUGCAGAAGAAAAGAAGCGACCUCGCCCUCCACGCCCCUCCUCCGCGGGGGCGGCCUGGGGCGCCGGGUCACGUGGCCGGAGAAGAGGGUUUAUCCCGCGGCCCCUCGAAGCCCCGCCGCUGCUCUGCCGCCCAGACCCAUGGCCGCAGCCCUGGCGCUCGUGGCGGGGGUCCUGGCGGGGGCGGUGCUGCCCCUCUGGAGCUCGCUUCCGCAAUAUAAAAAGAAAAUCACAGACAGGUGCUUCCACCGCUCUGAGUGCUACAGUGGCUGCUGCCUCAUGGACUUGGACGCCGGUGGAGCCUUCUGUGCCCCCAGGGCCAGAAUAACCAUGAUCUGCUUGCCCCAGACCAAGGGAGCUACCAACAUCAUCUGCCCUUGCCGGAUGGGCUUGACGUGCAUAUCCAAGGACUUGAUGUGUUCCCACCGGUGCCAUAUGAUUUAGAGGACGAUGCAGGCUGGUCACUGCUCCGUCGGGGCCAUAGGCCCUGGGUGCCACCAACUUGCUCCAAAUCCAGCUCCUGAGACAUUAAAGUCACUUCCUGUC